Messenger RNA from Vicia faba (fava bean), 2598 nucleotides. Lineage: Eukaryota; Viridiplantae; Streptophyta; Magnoliopsida; Fabales; Fabaceae. The record is from the annotation of a GenBank genome assembly.
AUGCUUCACUGCCUAUUCCGUCCCACUUUUCAUUCCCAUCACCUCUUCUCCCUACACCCGCACGCACCCAAGCUUUCCCUCUCCAACACUCGAAUCUCCACUUCCCUCAUGUCCUACCGCCCAAACUACCAAGGCGGAGGCCGCAGAGGCGGUGCCUCGUCCUCCGGUCGCGGUGGAGGCCGACGUGGAGGCGGUGGCGGUGGAGGCCGCGGUGGUGGACGCGGUGAGCAAAGAUGGUGGGACCCUGUUUGGCGCGCUGAACGCCUUAGACAACAACAAGCAGAGAAGGAGGUGCUUGAUGAGAGAGACUGGUGGGAUAAGAUAGAGAAGAUGAAAAAAGGAGGGGAACAGGAGAUGGUUAUAAAGCGUUACUUCAGUAUGGCAGACCAGCAAGCCCUAGCUGAUAUGGCUUAUCAACAUGAACUUUAUUUCCAUGCAUAUAAUAAGGGAAAGAUUCUUGUUGUUAGCAAAGUCCCUUUGCCUGAUUACCGUGCAGACCUUGAUGAGCGUCAUGGAUCAACACAGAAGGAGAUUAAAAUGUCCACGGACAUAGAGAGGAGAGUAGGAAAUCUUUUAAAUAUGUCACAGUCAACUGGGACAUCAGCUGCUAGUCUGGCUUCUGUAUCAACUGAUAUGGAACAUAAAAUAUCAACAACGACUAUAAAAUCUGCUUCACAGCAGACUGAUACUUCAAAGGAGAAACUCAGUGUUGCACUCAAAGAAAGACAGGAACUGGAGCAGACAGCUAAUAAUUUGAAGGAAAUGAAAUCAUUUAGGGAGAAGCUUCCUGCAUUUAAAAUGAAGUCUGAGUUUCUGAAAGCUGUUCAAGAAAAUCAGGUAUUGGUAGUUUCAGGAGAGACAGGCUGUGGCAAAACAACACAGUUGCCACAAUUCAUUUUGGAAGAAGAAAUAUCACGUUUGCGUGGAGCUGACUGCAACAUAAUUUGUACUCAGCCUCGUCGUGUAUCUGCAAUUUCUGUUGCAGCUCGUAUAUCUGCUGAAAGAGGGGAAACUCUUGGCAAAACUGUUGGGUACCACAUCCGUCUUGAAGCAAAACGUUCUGCGGAAACACGCCUUCUUUUCUGCACCACUGGUGUAUUACUUCGGCAACUGGUCCAAGAUCCAGAGUUGACUGGUGUUAGUCAUUUGCUUGUGGAUGAAAUUCAUGAAAGGGGCAUGAAUGAAGACUUCUUAAUUAUAAUUUUACGUGACCUUCUUCCCCGUCGUCCAGAUCUGCACCUCAUUCUAAUGAGUGCUACAAUCAAUGCUGAUUUGUUCUCUAAAUACUUUGCAAAUGCCCCAACAAUGCACAUACCGGGAUUUACUUUCCCUGUAACAGAGCACUUCCUAGAAGAUGUGUUGGAGAAAACUAGAUAUAGCAUCAAGUCGGAGUUUGACAGUUUUGAGGGGAAUACUAGGAGAAAAAGGAAACAACAAGAUUCUAAGAAGGAUCCUCUGACUGAAAUGUUUGAGGACCUUGAUGUAGAUACUCAUUACAAAAAUCACAGCUUGGGUGUUAGAAAAUCCCUUGAAGCUUGGUCAGGUUCACAAAUUGAUUUGGGUCUGGUAGAAGCAACAAUUGAACAUAUAUGUCGGAAUGAAGGUGGUGGAGCUAUUCUUGUAUUUCUUACUGGCUGGGAUGAAAUCUCUAAGCUACUUGAGAAACUUGAAGGAAAUAACUUACUUGGAAACCGUAGCAAGUUCUUAAUCCUUCCAAUACAUGGUUCAAUGCCUACCAUUGACCAAUGUGAAAUAUUUGACCGUCCUCCCCCUAACAAAAGGCAAGCAUCCACGGGAGAUGCUGAUUCUGUCUCGUUUACUAAAGUUCUGCUUAUCCCAUGUGAAAAACUAACCGGAUCAGCCAACUAUAACAUAUGGGCUCGUGCUGUCGAGAUGUGGUUGCACGGUCAAGGAUAUGAAGAGCAUCUAACCACCCAAUUGAGUGACAUUGCAGCAGUCAAACUCGCUAAAUGGAAGAAAACUGAUGCCUCUUUGUAUACUGUGUUGUGGUUUUCCAUAACACCUAACCUCCAAGCGCAAUACCAAGCAUUCUCCACUUGUUAUGAGGUGUGGCAAAAGGCCAAUAAAGUCUUUUCCAACGACGUUCAUUCUCUAUACAGUGUCAUCCACAAACUCAACACACUGAAGUUGAAAAAUAUGGAUGUGCAAGCUUAUCUGAGUAAGCUUGAUGCCUUGAAGGCAAGUUACGCAACCCUCAUGCCUUACGCAAAAGAUGCAAUAGCUCAUGUCGAACAACAGAGUAAAUAUUUCAUGGUCAUGGCACUUGAAGGACUACCAUUAGAACUCGAAUCCGUUCGUAACCAGAUUUUAUCAGGUACUACUGUUCCUAACUAUGAUGCAGUUAGUGAACAAUUGUUGCGCUUGGCUACACCUCAUGCGUUUGGUCCGGUUUCUCCUCCAUUUAUUGCUAUUCCAACACCAGGUGACACUACUGCUCUUGCAUCUCUUGGCAACAAUCAAAAUCGCCUUCGAGGAGGGUUAUCCAACUCCAAACCUCGUCCUAAGUGUGACCAUUGUAACCGGCUUGGACAUACUAUCGAUCGUUGCUGGAAGUUGCAUGGCAAACCUCCACGGUAG